UAAAAUGCUCUGGAUAAGGCUACAGGGAGGUCCUAUUUGCCACAGACACUCAUACAUGUAAAAUAAGGUCAGAGGAUGUCACCAGCAAAGCUUUAUAUUGAAGGAGGACAGCAGAGCCUGGGUUUGUUUACUGAAGAGAGAAAAGCUCAGCUGUGCUCCACAAGCUUUACAAUUCAGCAAUAUGAAAACCAAGGCACUGAUUCUCUUCAUGUCUGCAAUGAUCUGUCAGUCCACAGUUUCGAGAGCAGCAUUCACUGGCAUGGAUACAUCUGAGCCCAUUCCAGACUCCAAGCAGCACUAUCUCUCAGUGGAGCGGAGGCAGUUUGACGAGCCCAGCACUUCAGACGACGCAAGCCUUUGCUUUUUCAUUCAAGAAAAAGACUAUUCGAGUCAUAUUUCCUGCAAACAUCGAUUAACACGCAGUAAAUUCAACUACAACACGUUUGGGCUGCGCUUUGGGAAGCGAAAUGAAGCGACUACUGACACCGACAGACCCAAACACAAGCACCUGCUGCCAAUGAUGCUUUUCCUGAGAAAACAAUUAUAGGAACUUCUUGAAAAUCACUCUUCUAUCAGAUGGAAGGAUGCUGUUUGCUUGGUUGAAAACUGUGGGUAAUUAUUUCAGGCACGCUUCUCCUGUUAUGCUUUUUUAUUUCUCAAUCAUGGAAUUUUAUGGUGCAUUUGUUUCACUGAGUUACUGUAUUUGUGCAAUAAACGUUUUAUAUU
This is a messenger RNA of Cyprinus carpio (common carp), 726 nucleotides long. RefSeq names its product kisspeptin 2 (gene kiss2). The record is from RefSeq and is a predicted model, not a curated record. NCBI's taxonomy places the organism in Eukaryota, Metazoa, Chordata, Actinopteri, Cypriniformes, Cyprinidae.